Molecule: messenger RNA, 993 nt
Organism: Clarias gariepinus (North African catfish)
Lineage: Eukaryota; Metazoa; Chordata; Actinopteri; Siluriformes; Clariidae
Product: trace amine-associated receptor 13c-like
Exons: 1
Coding region: 1-993 (330 amino acids)
Biological process (GO): G protein-coupled receptor signaling pathway
Cellular component (GO): membrane
Molecular function (GO): trace-amine receptor activity
Source: RefSeq, a predicted model, not a curated record
AUGAACCUGACAGAGUUUAACCAGUCUGAUCGCUGUGAGCAUUUCUCCUGUCCAGAGAGAUCUGUAUCUCCUGCAGUUUAUGUUUUACUGUAUGUGUGUUCAGCUUCUGUGAUUCUUCUAACAGUGUGUGGAAAUAUGCUCGUCAUCAUCUCUGUUUUUCACUUCAAGAAGCUUCAGACACCAACAAACACACUUGUGCUCUCCCUGGCUGUGUCAGACUUCCUUAUUGGCACUUGUGUGAUGCUGCCAAUGUUAAUCUGGACAAUUGAGUCGUGCUGGAUUUUUGAUAAGGGUUACUGCAUCUGUUUAAUUAUAACCUCCUUUUUUCUUGGGAACCUGUCAAUCUAUAAUGUUGCUUUGAUCUCUGUGGAUCGGUAUUUGGCUCUCUCAAACCCAUUUUUCUACACAAACACAAUCUCUUGGAGGACCAUGUGCAUUGUGGUUUAUGCUAACUGGUGUUUGUGUCUGGGAUAUGUCAUAGCUGUUUUGUAUUUUAAUGGAAACUUCAUGAGUUUUGUAAUGUGUCCUGGAGAGUGUUUUAACUUUUUGAAUGAAGUGUGGUCUGUAAUUGACCUUAUACAUUCAUUUAUAUUUCCUAUUUUUGUCAUAAUCAUAUUAUACAUUCGGAUUUUUAUGAUUGCUAAGAAACAUGCCACUGCUAUUAGAGAGCUUAAUAAUCACACACGACCUAAAACACAGAAAAUCACCUCACACUCAAUGAAAUCUGAGAGAAAAGCAGCUAAAGUCCUUGGAAUUUUAGUGUCUGUGUUUCUGGUGUGUUUACUUCCAUAUUUUAUCUAUAGUUUGUUGGGUCAUGUUAUUGAACCACAGUUAGAGACAAUUCAAAAAGUUUUGAUCAUACUUUGUCUUAACUCUACCAUUAAUCCAAUUAUUUAUGCUCUGUUUUACCCAUGGUUUAGAAGGUGCUUUAAAUUAAUUUUAACACUGCAAAUAUUUAAAAGAGAUUCUGCAUUAAUUAAUGUUCUUUCUUAA